CCCGCUAACCCUUCCGCUUUCCGACUCUAGCGCCGCGGCAGAGGGCGCUGUGGCACUCGCCAGAAGCGAUUCGCGCAGUCGCCGCUCUAGGAAAGCUAGAGGCUCACGGGCCCUGUGAGCGAGAAGUGCCCAAGCUGUGGAAUCGCGGGGGUGGAGCUUGGAUUCUGAAAACGUCAUCAAAGCGCCACGCGCACGAGACGAGGACGCGUUGAAGAGGAAGGGGGAAGCAUGGCGGCGUCUGGUGCAAUUCUGCCUCUGGAUGGAGCGCAGAUUAAAAAGGCAGCUCAUGCCCUGCUUGCUUACAACAAGACCAGGGAGAAGACGGCUGAGAAGCUGCUGCUGAACGAAAACCAGAAUGUCUUUUUGAUGGUCACAGUAUGGAAAGUCCCACGACAUGAACACGUAGUCAAAAUACUGCUCCCUCAUGGUAUUCUGCCUCUGACGUCCGACGUCUGCUUGUUUACCAAGGAUGAGCCUGGCUUAACAGCUGAGCAGACUGAGAACCUAUACAGGAAACUCUUGAGCCAGCACGGGAUCACGAAUGUCACGGAGAUCAUCUCUUACAAAACCCUGACCAAAGAAUACAAGUCAUUUGAAUCAAAGCGUCGCCUCCUGAGCAGAUUUUCGCUCUUCCUGUCCGAUGCCCGCAUCAGAAGGCUUUUGCCGUCUCACAUAGGGAAGCACUUCUAUAAUAGUAAAAAGGCUCCUCUCUCCGUGGACUUGAAAGCCAAGAAUCUGGCCAAGGAAAUAAACAACCAUAUCCAAGGAACGGUCCUUCGAGUCACCAACAAGGGUUGCUGUUAUGCAGUGCGUGUUGGACAUGCCGGGAUGACUGCGGAGGAGAUAGCAAGGAACGUUGUUGCAGUUGUGACAGUGCUUGCCUCUAAAGCUCCUAAGAUCUCUCGGAGCAUUAAAAUCCUUCACCUCAAAAUGGAUAGAUCCGUUGCUCUUCCCAUCUUUAACUCGAGUUAUCCGGGCUCAGACAGCAUUCAGAAACAGACAGGGGCUAAAGAGAAGAAAAAUGAGAAGAAAAAGAAUCUGAAGAAUAAAAACAAAGGGCAGACGCCAGUCAAAUCUGGAGAGCUGGUUGAAGGAAGCGACGUCCCUGCUCCUGGGAGCCUGAAGGGAGAAGAGGAGCAGAAGACAGUGGAAAUCUCGAAUGUGGAACCAGAACAGGAAGACGAUGAAGGGAUUCCGCAGCUGGUGCCCAUUGAAAUGGUAGCCUGCAUGCCAGAAGAGAAGGUGGCAGAGCCUAACCCUUCUGCAAAGGAAGGGGGGGGGACAGACCCCAAAGGUCACCUCCAUGGCAAGAGAAAGCCCUCCUCGUCUUCAGAGGCUUCCGUAACGGGACUGGAAGGUGGCUCAAGCCCAAAGACCCCAAAGCUGCUCAAAGAGGACAAGGAGGCCGAGACUCCAAAACAAGCAGCCAUGGAAGAGGAGUUGGCAGAGACUCCCCUGAAGCCAAAACCAGAGUCUCCAGUGAACCUCCAAAGGAAGAAAGCUAUAAUGUCUGCCAAGAAGGCCCCCAGAACACCAAAACAGACCAUGGGGAAAAGGGAACUGUUACAGUCAGUGUGACCAGUGCUGGAUCACAGAAUUGUUAGCUUUUUAAACAAAACUUUAAGGUUGAACACCGAAGAUGGCUUGAGUUGUGUUUCUCAGUUUCCUCUUUCAAAUGUAUAAUUUGGUUGUCAUUGUCUUCAGCUGUUGUUGGCAACUCUGGAGGCCAAACCCUUUUCAUAAUAAUCUAUAAAGUCAGACGUUAUCUCCAAAA
This is a messenger RNA of Heteronotia binoei (common prickly gecko), 1774 nucleotides long. It is a transcript of the gene RSL1D1, whose product is annotated as ribosomal L1 domain containing 1. Gene Ontology annotation, cellular component: 90S preribosome. The transcript has 9 exons. Lineage: Eukaryota; Metazoa; Chordata; Lepidosauria; Squamata; Gekkonidae. Bases 229 to 1578 code for a protein of 449 amino acids. The record is from RefSeq and is a predicted model, not a curated record.